AUAAUGAUGCGGAAUACAGGAGAAGAAAGGCGUAUCGCUACGUGGUGGAUGGGUGGUGUCGCCUCAGCUGGUGCUUGUUGCUUCACGCAGUGCCUUGACACAGUGAAGGUACAGUACUCCUAUAGGUUGAAGAAGAGACCAUCUAGCUAUAAUGGAGGAAGAAAGAUAUAAGAAACAGGAAAAGGCAAAUAACAUACAGUCAGUUAACCAUGUAGGAUCUGACGAUUUCACCAUAUUUCAGAUAGAGAAGUUUGCUAAAUGGAGAAGUACAUAUCACAAAUAAUAUAACAACAAGAAGUUCAUAAAGUUUAUUUGUUGGAAGAAAUACAUAUUGAAGUGCUUUAUCACAACACAUUGAUAGAGCAACUAGGAACUAACUACAUUCCUAGUGAUACUGGAGCUGAGUGGUCAAACAUUAAAAUGCAAUAAAGAAAGCAGUAGACAAAGCAUCAUAAAGGAAGAUGUACAUUAAGAAUUAAGGGUUAAAAUUUUUGUCCCAAGAAGUUGAAGAAGCCAAGGGUUCAAAUGCAAACCCAACAAGAAGUUCGCCGCACAAUGUUACAAACAACAAUGGACAUAAUUCAUUCAGAUGGCAUUCUUGCUCUAAAUAAUGGACUGUCAGCUGCUAUAAUGAGGCAACUUACUUAUUCCACCUUCCGCUUUGCCUUUUAUGAGGCUGUGAAGCAACGCAUGGACCCUAAAGGAAAUAAUGUUCCUUUCCACCUUAAAAUAGGAAUAGCAGCAGUUGGUGGUACAAUUGGUGGUUUCAUUGGAACACCAGCAGAUGUAAUAAAUGUUCGUAUGCAGAAUGAUAUGAAACUUCCUCAAAACCAAAGGAGAAAUUAUCGACAUGUAUUUGACGGGCUGGCACGCAUAUACAAAGAAGAAGGCAUGCAUGGACUUUUCUCAGGAGCGACUAUGGCUACUGGUCGAUCGAUAUUGAUGACUGUGGGUCAACUAACUUUCUAUGACCAGUGCAAAGGCAUGCUAAUGUAUUAUUUAGAUCUCAAAGACAACAUUAGCACCCACUUCCUAGCAAGCAUUGUGGCGGGAGCAGUGGCUACUACACUAACUCAACCUAUUGAUGUGCUCAAAACACGUACUAUGAAUGCCCGACCAGGAGAAUUUAAGAGUAUGUGGCAUAUUAUUCUGCACACAGCUAAGUUGGGGCCACAAGGCUUCUUCAAGGGCUACAUUCUCAGAUUUGUUCGUCUUGCCCCACACACAAUACUGACUUUUAUCUUUUUUGAGCAACUUCGUCUCAAUUUCGGCAGAAUUGUGCCUCCUGAUAGAUGAUAACAACUACAUUUAAUGAGGUUCUGCAAAAGGAUUGUAGACAUUUCUUCAUCUGGGAGAAGCUCUAGCACUCUAAUGGUAUGAAGCAGUAUUUGUAUAGUAUUUCAUUUGCUUGUGUGACUGUGAUGACAUGAUUUAUAGUUUGGAUAAAUUACUAAACAAGGCUUGUGAAUUUAUCUAGUGUAUGAAAUUGAUGAUAAAUGUAGCAGUAAAAAUACUAUUAGUUUGAAAUAUAAUGUGUUUUAUUUGAUUAAAUUCUGCAUUACUGCUGACCUUGCAAUCCAUGAAGGAUAUGGGUGUGCUCUCGUCAUUAUGCCCAUUAACCCUCAAGUGGGCGUGCCAAUUUUUGUAACAUGAGCAGAUAUGUGGCAUAUUUUGUACAUGUAUAAAGGAUAGCUGUCUUUAUGUUAUGAGAGGAAACAUAUAUGAGCAAAAUCAAGACAAUGUUAUAAUAAACUUUUGUGCACUAAA
Schistocerca americana (American grasshopper) is the source of this 1767-nucleotide messenger RNA. Its product is annotated as mitochondrial dicarboxylate carrier-like. Bases 526 to 1296 code for a protein of 256 amino acids. The record is from RefSeq and is a predicted model, not a curated record. Gene Ontology annotation, molecular function: antiporter activity; sulfate transmembrane transporter activity; oxaloacetate transmembrane transporter activity. Gene Ontology annotation, biological process: phosphate ion transmembrane transport; malate transmembrane transport; thiosulfate transport. The transcript has 9 exons. NCBI's taxonomy places the organism in Eukaryota, Metazoa, Arthropoda, Insecta, Orthoptera, Acrididae.